GUUUGACAAGGGAAGUUUUGCAGCCCGGAGUGGAGGGGGGUCUGAGGGGAUUUGGUUAAUUCCUCUCUUUCACCCAAUUCUCUCAAUUCCCCACUAAUCCCUCCUCCUCAUAAACUCCUCUAUUUGGUUAAAUCUCCUACAACAGCAGCAGUAAAGCAAGCGUCCAGUUUCAUGGGUGUGUUGGGGGGUUUUCUGUACCACAUGAAUUGAAGGGGAUUCAUGAGAACGGAGAGGAUUGGCGUGUUCAAUCCCUACAUAUCAAAUAAGCUGUCAAGGAUUUCUGAAGAUUUUAAACCCUGCGGAUAUUCCGCUCCAAACCUCCUCCACCAAACAAGGCCUAGGACCUUUCUGUAUUUCAGUAAUUCACCAAUCGUACCUCCACCCGGCGGCAGCGGCAGCGGCAGCGGCGGCGGUGGCAUGGCGAAGAGCGGCAAGUCGGCCGAGGCGGCGACCUCCACGGCCCCUCCUCCAAGCCCCUCCCCAGCCAUAAAGCCUAAGGCGAAGCCCCGGCUGGAAAUCGAGGGGUACCCCGUGGAGGGCAUCUCCAUCGGCGGGCACGAGACGUGCGUCAUCUUCCCGACGCUGAGCCUCGCCUUCGACAUAGGCCGGUGCCCGCAGCGCGCCGUGGCGCAGGACUUCCUCUUCAUCUCGCACGCCCACCUCGACCACAUCGGGGGCCUCCCCAUGUACGUGGCCACGCGGGGGCUAUACAGGCUGCGCCCGCCCACCAUCUUCGUCCCCAAGUACCUCAGGGAGCUCGUGGAGCGGCUGUUCGACGUGCACCGCGCCAUGGACCAGUCCGAGCUCAACCACACCCUCGUCCCACUCGACAUUGGCGAGGAGUAUGAGCUCAGGAGGGAUCUCAAGGUCAGGGCCUUCAAGACCUACCAUACCAUACCCAGCCAGGGGUACGUGAUAUACUCGGUGAAGCAAAAGCUCAAGCAGGAUUAUCUUGGCCUCCCAGGAAGCGAGAUCAAAAGGUUGAAGCUAUCAGGCGUGGAGAUUACUAAUACAGUGAUAACACCCGAGGUUGCUUUCACUGGGGAUACGAUGUCAGAUUUCAUUCUUGAUCCUGAUAACGCAGACGUAUUGAAGGCGAAAAUUCUUGUGAUGGAGAGUACUUUUCUUGAUGACUCUGUCUCGAUUGAGCAUGCAAGGGAAUAUGGGCACAUACACUUGUUUGAGAUUGCGAAUCACUCUGAGAAGUUUGAAAACAGAGCCAUUCUACUAAUUCACUUUUCGGCUCGUUAUACAACAGAGGAAAUUGAUGCAGGGAUAAGUAGAUUGCCCCCGUCGUUCCGAAGCAGAGUUUAUGCGUUGAAAGAGGGCAUCUGAAAUUAGGUUGAGAUAGUGAUCAACUUUUCUUGUCUUCCGUCUAAACUAGACCCAAAACCUUGCUUGUAUGGUAUGCCAUCGUAACAAGGUUCUUGACAUGUCCCUAGUACUAAAUUCAUCUGGAAUUCUGUGAAAUGGUGACUCGUUUAGUUGAGUGUUCAUUUUGUCUA
Messenger RNA from Triticum dicoccoides, 1505 nucleotides. Its product is annotated as tRNase Z TRZ1-like. The coding region runs from base 220 to 1335 and encodes 371 amino acids. The record is from RefSeq and is a predicted model, not a curated record. The transcript is spliced from 6 exons. NCBI's taxonomy places the organism in Eukaryota, Viridiplantae, Streptophyta, Magnoliopsida, Poales, Poaceae.